Cucurbitaria berberidis CBS 394.84 is the source of this 642-nucleotide messenger RNA. RefSeq lists its product as uncharacterized. The transcript is spliced from 2 exons. NCBI's taxonomy places the organism in Eukaryota, Fungi, Ascomycota, Dothideomycetes, Pleosporales, Cucurbitariaceae. The coding region runs from base 1 to 642 and encodes 213 amino acids. The record is from RefSeq and is a predicted model, not a curated record.
AUGCUCGGUAUCAAACCCACGGUGCUAGCCUUCAUUUCCGUGGCAUCUGCACACUCAUGGCUACACUGCACCGACCACAACAACACCGGAAUCCGGCCAGAGAUGGAAAAGGCUGCAGCGGAGACGCCGUAUCGCCAGAUAGAUCCACUCAUGCCCUGGUUUGCCGACCUUUGCCACGGCUGGCCCCGUGCAAAGCAGAACCCCGGAGAUUGGGUUGAUGAAUCUAGCCACUAUAUCUGGGAUCUCAGUCUCGCCGCUAGUAAAGGCGAUACCCAUGCAUGUCACCCCAGUCAACGUACUCCAACUUACCACCUCACGCCCAAAGACCCCAAACUCGCCUUCCAUUCCGCCCCCGCACCCAUGGCUACUGCAGCUGCAGGUAGUGAGUUAAAGCUCAUGUUCGGCGGCAAUGGUCAUUCCCGUGGACAAAACGCUGGCGGGAACGGGGAUGCAGGACGGGUGAGUGUAUACUGGAAGGGUGAGGCUGAAGCCGAUAUUAUAAACGUGAGCGAGUUUACCGAAGAGUAUAAAGUGCAAGAAAAUGGAUUUGCCGAGGAGAGCUUUGCAUGGCCGUUGGAUAAGACUGUUGUAGCCCCACCUGCUCUGAAGGAUAAAGGUAACUGGAUGACAUUGAAGCUGUGA